Messenger RNA from Nilaparvata lugens (brown planthopper), 3156 nucleotides. It is a transcript of the gene beg, whose product is annotated as probable malonyl-CoA-acyl carrier protein transacylase, mitochondrial. Gene Ontology annotation, molecular function: transferase activity. Lineage: Eukaryota; Metazoa; Arthropoda; Insecta; Hemiptera; Delphacidae. The transcript is spliced from 3 exons. The coding region runs from base 249 to 1490 and encodes 413 amino acids. The record is from RefSeq and is a predicted model, not a curated record.
UGGUGAACAAGGAAUAACAGAGUUGAAUAGGAGAACGGACAUAACCUCACUUAUUGAGCAACUUAUUUUGUGUCCAGCGAUAAACGUGUGUGUAAAAAUCAUUUUAUUUUGAUUGUUAGUGAGUUAAAUUGUAUUAGUUAUAAUUCUCAGUGUUCCAAACAUUAGUCUCAUAUAAUCGUAUCAUUAUCUACAGGAACAGUGUUCAUUCUGUAACUAAAUAUACAUUUUUUAUAACCAAUGUUAUCAAAAUGUUUUUGACUAAAUCAAAGAGUUUCCUGGAUGGACGCUGUAUUCUAAAAGCUUGUAGAAGUUUAUCUACAAGUUCUCUUGUACGUUCCACCGACAAAACCUCCCAGUUCAGACUCAAAGAAAUCGAUUCUAAAAGAACCCAGCGAAAGUGCCCGAGAACUUUUAGAAAAUGCUGCAUCUUUCAACGACCAGGUACCCGUAACCAGGAGGAAGAAUGGUCCACGUCCCCCUAUCCCAAGGGAAGUAUUCCUAGAGGACAAUCUAUUUACUCUCUACGCCCCAAAGUAGACCCCACGCUUACGUCGAUCAUACUUUUCCCAGGGCAAGGGACUCAGUAUGUGGGAAUGGGUAGGAACUUAAUGAAGUUCCCAGUAGUGCAGGAAAUGUUUGAAUCAGCUAGUGCUAUUUUAGGAUACGAUUUGUUGAAACUUUGUGUACAAGGUCCAGCUUCUGAACUGAACAAAACCGUUCAUUGUCAGCUGGCUGUUUUGGUGUGUUCAUUGGCAGCUGUGGAGCAUAUGAGAGAGGAAAGACCCUCUGCGAUUGAGAAUUGUAUUGCUGCCGCUGGAUUCAGUGUGGGAGAAAUUUCUGCUUUAGUCUUUGCUGGAGCUAUCUCUUUUGAAAGAGCUAUUCGUCUAACAAAAGUGAGAGGAGAAGCGAUGCAGCUGGCGUCCGAAAUGGCUGAAGGAGGAAUGCUGACUGUGCUGUAUUCGCCGAAAACAAAUUUGGCCGACGUCUGCAAAAAAGCCAAUGAGUGGGCGCAGAAUUGCGGCGUCGAGCGGCCUGAGUGCAGCGUUGCCAAUUAUCUGUUUCCCGACUGCAAAGUUAUUGCCGGCCAUGUCAAGGCGCUAGAAUAUAUCGAGAAGAACGCGGCAUCGCACGCAAUUCGUCGCACACGGCGUCUGCCCGUUACGGGCGCCUUCCACACGUCCCUCAUGGAGCCAGCUCUCGAGCCGUUCAAGCUCGCGCUCAACAACGCCAAGCUCAACGAGCCUGCUAUAGCUGUCCACUCGAACCUCGACGGUAAGAUGUACUCAAACGCCAAGCAGAUCACGUACAAACUGCCGCGCCAAAUUGUGCGCCCGGUCAAAUGGGAGCAGACGCUGCACAUUCUGUACGAGCGCGCGCCCGGCGAACAGUUCCCGAACACCUACGAAUGCGGCCCGGGAAGCUCGUUGAGGAGUAUACUAAGGAUGGUGAAUGCUAAAGCUACCAAUACGUUCUAUAAUUACGGGAGCUGAUAGGUAUUAGUAGAAGUGUAAAUCAGAACUCAGGAUUUAAGAAUUCAGUAGAAGUUGUUGAACAUUUAUUAUUUUUUGUGAAAAUUAAGGUAAUAUUGUAUAAAAUAUGUUGAUGCUAAGGCUAUUAAUACGUCUUGGAACUUCAGGAGCUUAUAGGAAUUAGUAGAAUAUGAGAAUAUUUCCUAUUUUAGAGAUAAUAACGUGAAAUAUUUCUUCUAUGUUUGGUUUUGAAGCAUCGAAAUUUGAAAAUCUACGUUGUAAAAAUAAAUAAUCAAGGACUGAACAUUAUGUGAAGUGAACCACUACAACACUUAACCUAUUUCGGACUAUGUGUAACCUUAUCUAAAUUUGGGAGAGGAAUAGCACAAGGUUACCUUAUUUUUUCUCUCCCUAUCAUUUUGAUGAUGUUCUUAUUGUAUGAAUCAAUAAAGAAUAAAGAAGCUCAGAGAAAAUAUAACUUAAGAAGAUAUCCCAUGGUAUAGGGCGUUUGUUUCAAAUUUCACUGUUAACUCUAGCCGAUAGUCCUAGUAGUUAUUUUUCGUGAAGCUAUGUGACGCUGGUAGUCUCUCAUACUGAGCCGUUCUUACACUCUCACCCAUACAAAACAGUAAUAAUCGACAGUAGUCGGCCUGAGUUGACAACAAAUCGGCUUGAAAUUUGGAACAUGAGCAAAUUAUAUCAUGGGAUAUCUUCUUAUGCUAUCUUUUCUCUGGUAUAAGUAUGACCAAAACUUAGAAUAUAAAAAUUUAGUAGAAGUUAAUACAAACACUCACGAUUCUUUGUGAAAAUGAAGGUGAUAUGUUGAUGCUUAUACGUUCUGAAAUUACGGGAGCUGACUCGGAUGAUGAUACUGUUGUUAGAAGUUUGACAAAUACCUAUAGAAUUGAAUGUCUCUAUCCAUUUCGUACUGCUAUCUAUCUCUAUCUAUCGUACUGUCUAUCUCUAUCUAUCGUAUCUCUAUAUAUUUCGUACUGCUAUUAUGUUACAUCAAGUUUUUACACUAUAGUGAGGUCCUCGUAAUAAUGAAUUGUAUUCGAUUAACAUUGGUGUUGCUAUCCUUGUCUAUCAUUCGACAAAACCGAUAGCACUAUCCUUCUCUAGCUCUGCACUAGCUAUUUGAUUUGACGUUUGCCAGAUUGAGCUUUAUCAAUGUAAAAAUAUAAUUGAUAAUCAAAAUAUUUAUUCUUGCAUAGCGCAAGAAUUUUAUUCUUGCUCUAGAUUUGUACAGAAACAGUACCGUACAAUACAAAUAGUAUAAUCAGCUGAUGAAGAGCGCAAGGCGUGCGUUUGUGGCGCAUAAGUCUGUACGCACCUUGAGACCGGUUCACAGUAACAAUUUAGACAUCUUUGUAAUAUACUUCUGAAUAAACACAGUGAGCUACCAAAUUCAGUGACAAUGAAGGUAUUGUGAACUGAUAAUUAACUGUCGAGCAAUUGAUAGCGGAUAAAUAUUUUUGUUAAUAUUACCAAGAUUCAAAUCGUUUAUUGCUAGAAACCAAUUAAAAUGUUAUAUCAACAUGUUCCACAUGUUUUGUCACAUUGUUAUAGACAGUUCAUGAAAAUUAUUAGAUUGAACCAAGUUACGGUUUUAAGUAGCUUAUGUGUAAAUAAAUCUAGAUAUUUUUUACCAUUAUAGUCAUAACUUGAAAUAUAGUGAUUGAAUAUC